Molecule: messenger RNA, 675 nt
Organism: Nicotiana attenuata
Lineage: Eukaryota; Viridiplantae; Streptophyta; Magnoliopsida; Solanales; Solanaceae
Exons: 1
Coding region: 1-675 (224 amino acids)
Source: RefSeq, a predicted model, not a curated record
AUGUAUGCACUUGCAAAUGGUUAUGGGUUAGAGCAAGUUAAAAGUGACACAAGUAGGCUUAGGUACAUUUGUGAAGGUGGCUGCCUUUUUGUAUGCCACAUAUCUAGGAAUACUUCAGGGGGUGGGGCUGAAUUUAGGAUUUUGCAUUCUGAGCACACUUGUGAACCUGCAUAUGAGAAUCAUAGGGUAAAUGCCAAGACCAUUGCUGAAUACUUCAAGAGAGGGUUACAAGAAAAUCCAACCAUUAAGGUCAAAGAAAUGAGGGCAAGCUUGAAGGCUGCAUUUAAUGUAAAUGUGAGUGAGUCAAAGUGUAAGAGGGCAAAAAGGUUGAUUUUGGAGAAUCUGGAAGGUAGUUUUACUGAUGAGUAUAACAAGUUGGUUGCAUAUGUUACUGAAUUAAAGUGUAGUAAUCCUGGAAGUGAUAUAGUAGUUAACCUGUCAAAGGAUGCUCUUGCUGAAGGCAACAGAAGGUUCCUAAGGAUGUAUAUAUGUUUUAAUGCAAUGAAGAUGGGGUUUAAGAGUGGUUUGAGGCCCUUUAUAGGGUUGGAUGGAACUUUUUUGAAAGGGAAAGUUAAGGGUCAGCUCUUGGUGGCAGUUGGUCAAGACUCUGCAAACCACUUUUAUCCAUUAGCUUGGGCUAUUGUGGAUAAAGAAACAAAAGUCACAUGGAAGUGA